Messenger RNA from Toxotes jaculatrix (banded archerfish), 1419 nucleotides. It is a transcript of the gene fam169b, whose product is annotated as family with sequence similarity 169 member B. NCBI's taxonomy places the organism in Eukaryota, Metazoa, Chordata, Actinopteri, Toxotidae. Bases 128 to 1126 code for a protein of 332 amino acids. The record is from RefSeq and is a predicted model, not a curated record. The transcript is spliced from 9 exons.
AACAAGUAAAGGUGGGUGGAAAGUGAAUUUAGGGAAGUUACAGGUGGAGCUGACAGCGGCUCCCGUCAACACCUCCGGCUCCACUGCUCCAUAACAAAGUCAUAAACUGUGUUCCCUGUGACAGGCCAUGUAUCCUGUGGACCUUCCAGAUGGGGAUGACACUGACCUGACGUUAGCAUCUGAACAGUACCUCUCCUCUUUGGAGUCAAGAGCUAGUGAUAAUGAGUGGUUUGAAUUAUCACAGACUUUGAAGGUGGGAAUAACAGCAAACAACAUAAGGUGGUUGCGGCUGUUUGAAGAGGACCGACCUGACAGUGCAGUGGCGGCGCUUUACCCUCCUGAUGAUCCAGAACGAGUGUUGGCUUUGUACCUACAUGGGAAGUGGUGGCGUGUGGAUGACCUUUUACGAACAUCCAGCAAAUCCAGAAGUGGCUUGGUGUCGGUGCAGUCGAUUACAGAGAGGGUGAUUGUGUUCCUGCUAAGUCAGGUAGUGGAGAGGUCCUCACAGGAGGAGGUGCUGUUCUCCCUGCAUCCCUGCACAGAGAGCUGCAAACUGCUGUGGAGAGACAGACAGGCCAUUGGCUUCUACACCGUCAAACACAAAGGCAGCCUGUGUGACAGCUGGAGCAGUCGCUGCUACCUGCUGCCUGUUCUGGACACGGUGCUGGUGAGGAGGAGCUGGAGGAGGAGAGGCUUUGGCCUCCUGAUGCUGGAGGAUUUCUGCUCCUCGUUCUCCUCAGAAGAGUUUCUGGGAGUCAGCUCUCCAUUAUCACCCAGCAUGGUGGCAGUGUGCAAAAGGUUCCUGCAGCAGCACAAGGAACAUCAGGAGCGUCUGUAUGAGGUGGAGGCCCCAGGGGACUGGACUCAACGACGAAACAUCUGGCUCAGCAUCCAGCUGGGCCGCUACUCCCUCAGUAGUAACGAGGAGAGCAGCAAAACACUGGGAGAAACUGCGAGGAAUGAAAAAGACGACUCAUCUGUGGAGGCUCUUCUCAACAACAAAUUCAACAUUGUGAUCCAAGCCAAGGAGGAAGCUCCCCGAGCAGCAAGAUCUCCGGACCAGGAUGUAGCCCCGCAGCCCACGGCACUGAUCUGGACCUCCCAUCAGUCCCUAAACACAAAAUAAGCUCAGAAAUCCAAGCACUCUGUAUCUGCCAUGCCUCGCGGAGAGAAACCAGAUGCAGAGGAAACACACAGGGGAGCCAAACAAGUCAGAGGGACCUCAGUUAAACCACAGACCAGUCAUCCUCUGCAACACCAGCCCUCUGAAGAAACUGGUUAUGCAGAUUAAGUGGAUGCUAUAUUCACCUAAACAUGGGAGGGUUGAAGUUUACACACGUUUAUAGACUAAAGUACCGCAAAUCAUACAAUGAACUGUUUUACUUUGACAUAAAAUGUUUGUAUUGUUGUCUUUUGGUG